Rhinocladiella mackenziei CBS 650.93 is the source of this 1029-nucleotide messenger RNA. RefSeq lists its product as uncharacterized. The transcript is spliced from 2 exons. NCBI's taxonomy places the organism in Eukaryota, Fungi, Ascomycota, Eurotiomycetes, Chaetothyriales, Herpotrichiellaceae. The record is from RefSeq and is a predicted model, not a curated record. Bases 1 to 1029 code for a protein of 342 amino acids.
AUGGCGGAAAAGCACGACGGUGAACAUGCUACGCCCGGGACAAUGUCUCAGAAUAUCUCAGUCGCUGGUGGCGAGAAAAAUUUAGAAGCAGCUCCGGGAAAUGGCGACGGCUCGACAAUCACUCCUCUCGAAGCUGAGGCUAGCAUUGAGAGAUCUAACUCGAUGACACAACGAGAUGGACGAGAGAAAUUGGAUGAACCGCCUGCCUUGCCAUUCAACCUCCGAGAUCACAAGCUUUCAUUAUCAAUCUUCGCCUUAUUGGCGCUCGCAGAAUGUUGCUUCAUUCCCAUCAGUCUUUACUAUGGGCUGAGCAAAGGUACCAACAUGAGGUCAGGAAUCUAUUUCGCCAUCAUCACAAGCUUGUUCGGCUUUGUUAGCGGAUACGAAUUCGGUAUUCGAGGCUGGCGACUGAUCCGACCGACCGACGAAUAUCGACCAUUGUUCGGCAGUCCCCGAUUUUGGGGGUUUGACAGCACCCAAUAUGUGAUGAUGAUUCCAUUCACGGUCAUGACGAUUAUUUUGAUCAUAUUCAGCAUCCCUCAUUACCCUUCCGUCAAAGCUUUGUCGCUUCCCAUGCCGGUUGGUAUGAUCAACCUCGGUGUCAUGUUUGUCAUGAAUGGCUGGGCCGCUCAGCAUGGCUGGAGGUUGAUGUACUUCCGACUCAGCUCACACGUAAAAAAUUCCAUUUGUCCUCCACUUACAUUUUGCUUGAUGGAAGACGUGUGCGCUGUCGACGGCAAAGGGGGGAAGAAAUAUCGACAAGCAGCGCUAGCAAGAUAUAAUGUAUCACCACGAUUCAGAGCUCUGUUGAUGCAACUGCUGUGGUUUUGGUCCAUCCCGGCCAUUCUCGUCGGUGCAGGUUUGAUCGUGGUAAUCUAUCUGUGCAGCGAUGAUGUUGCCUACGGAGUGGGUUGGGGAGCCCCAUCAGUGUGGGUGGGAAUCUGGAUACUGAUCACGGUCAUAUGGGUCCAACGCGCCUUGCGGAUCGAAAAAGGGACCUGGAAAUUAGACCAGGCUGGGUCGGCCUGA